This is a messenger RNA of Anopheles coustani, 1574 nucleotides long. RefSeq lists its product as uncharacterized. The transcript has 4 exons. The record is from RefSeq and is a predicted model, not a curated record. Gene Ontology annotation, biological process: purine ribonucleoside salvage. Gene Ontology annotation, cellular component: cytosol; nucleus. Bases 337 to 1377 code for a protein of 346 amino acids. Lineage: Eukaryota; Metazoa; Arthropoda; Insecta; Diptera; Culicidae. Gene Ontology annotation, molecular function: adenosine kinase activity.
GGUAGUCUUUCAUGCGGUGUCUACAAUCGGGACCGCAUUCAGUUCAAUUAUUCUGCUCUCGACAAGUAGGUGAACGGUUUAGAUGAAGCAAUCGCUCUGGUUGUCCGAGUGCCGGUAGUUGGAUGUGAUUGGUUUAAAAAUAGUAGUAGUGCCUUCGUCAGCUUAAAGCACAACAGCGGGUUUUGCCUUUUUUUUACUCUGUAUAACAUUAUCUCAUCCCGUCCGUGUGCAACGUGUGGUGCGUAGCGCGCAUUUGUUACUUUGUUGAAUAAAGUUUGUUAUUAGCAUUCUCAGUACCCGCACUGCCAAAGAUUAGAUUAUCUUUAUAUAAUCAAUAUGGAAGAGCUUAGGGAUGGACUACUUGUCGGCCUUGGCAACCCGCUGUUGGACAUUUCGGCGGUUGUUGAAAGCAAUCUUCUCGAAAAGUACGAUAUGCAACCGAAUAAUGCUAUACUGGCCGAGGAAAAGCAUAUGCCAAUCUACAAAGAAUUGAUUGAAAAGCACCAAGCCGAGUAUAUCGCAGGUGGCAGCGUACAAAAUUCUCUUCGAGUUGCCCAAUGGAUUCUGCAACGGCCUCGCGUGGCCGUAUUUUUCGGCUGCGUCGGACAGGAUGACUACGCGCGCAUCCUUGAAGAGAGAGCAACGGCGAAUGGUGUCAACGUGCAAUACCAGCGUUCAUCAUCUAAUCCCACCGGUACCUGUGCCGUGUUGAUAACGGGUACACAGCGAAGCUUGUGCGCCAAUUUGGCUGCCGCGAACGAUUUUACCUCCGAGCAUUUGAAAAGCGAUGCAAACCAAGCGUACCUCCGGGAAGCCCAGUAUUUCUAUGUGUCUGGGUUUUUCUUUACCGUCAGCUUCGAGAGUGCGCUCGCGGUAGCAAAGGACGCCGCAGCAACCGAUCGAAUGUUCUUGAUGAAUCUAAGCGCACCGUUUGUUCCCCAGUUCUACAAAGCGAACCUAGAGGAAAUAUUCCCGUAUGUCGAUGUGUUGUUUGGCAAUGAAACGGAAGCAGCUGCCCUGGCGAAGGAGUUCAACUACGGCACGGAAGAUCUGAAAGAAAUUGGACUACGAAUCUCCGCUCUGCCGAAGCAAAAUACGAAACGUGCUCGCACCGUAAUCAUUACGCAGGGCAGCAGUCCGGUGCUACUGAUUACCGAUGGUACCGUACGGGAGUUUCCUGUGCAGAAGCUAGCAGCGAGUGAAAUUGUGGACACGAAUGGUGCGGGUGAUGCGUUUGCGGGCGGUUUUCUGGCCCAGCUGCUGAAGAGACGCAGCGUUGAUACCUGCAUUGAAUGUGGGAUUUGGGCUGCAAGGGAAAUCAUUCAAAGGUCUGGCUGUACGUUCGAGGGAGAACCUUCGUUCACCGGUGCUAAAUAAGAAGCGAACCCGCUGUUGGCUUUUCAUGCAUGAGCAAUUAAUAUACUCGAAUAAAAGAGAAACCUCUUUAUAUAAAAAAAGGAAGUUAUAAGACGUAUUUUUGUAGUUUUGGAAAAUAUUUAUCAGUAACUGAAAGCCUGUUUUCAACAGCGCUUCAUUAAUCAUCCGUCUGCUCCGAAUAAAGGUUCGCUAUGACC